AUGUACAUAACUUUUGCAGUAGUUGAGCGUGAACAAUUGGCUGAAGAGACACCGAUAUUGUACAGUCUAACGGUGAGUGACACAUCGCCAUUGCCGAGGCAAAAAGAUGCGGUUGAAGAGAAUGAACAUCAGUCGAAAGUGGUUGUUGCUACGAAGGCGGCGGGUGGCGACGAGAACAAGGGUGGUACACAACUUGAAUCGACAGCUCUGCAGACCGUUCCUGCUGAAAGCACUGCGAUCACCGCACAAGAAAAGGAUAAGGAGGAUGAAAAAAUGGAAGUUGACUCAACCACUCCGACGGAAGGUCAAGAAGAAAGCACUGUAAACACUCCGCCAACUUCAACAUCUCCAGCCCAAGAAACCGCCGAAGCAGUGCCGGAAGCUCAAGCUCAAGCGCAAGCAACAGAACCCACUCCAGAAAGUACUGUUGUGUCUAAUCAAGAAGCAACUCCCACUACGCAAGUGAAUUGUGCAUCUCAAGAAGCUACCUCUGACUCUUCUGCGACCGAGACUAAAGCACCUGAACAAGAGGCAAAAAUGCCCGAAUCGACAACGCCAACAGUAAAUGAAGCAAACAGUACAGAACGAGUUGACUAG
Anisakis simplex (herring worm) is the source of this 597-nucleotide messenger RNA. NCBI's taxonomy places the organism in Eukaryota, Metazoa, Nematoda, Chromadorea, Rhabditida, Anisakidae. The record is from the annotation of a GenBank genome assembly.